Messenger RNA from Sebastes umbrosus (honeycomb rockfish), 3253 nucleotides. It is a transcript of the gene ccnyl1, whose product is annotated as cyclin Y-like 1. The transcript has 10 exons. Gene Ontology annotation, biological process: regulation of canonical Wnt signaling pathway; regulation of cyclin-dependent protein serine/threonine kinase activity. The coding region runs from base 631 to 1668 and encodes 345 amino acids. The record is from RefSeq and is a predicted model, not a curated record. NCBI's taxonomy places the organism in Eukaryota, Metazoa, Chordata, Actinopteri, Perciformes, Sebastidae. Gene Ontology annotation, cellular component: plasma membrane. Gene Ontology annotation, molecular function: cyclin-dependent protein serine/threonine kinase activator activity; protein kinase binding.
UGUAUGAGUGAGCUCCGGCAACAGAUGGUGGUAGCCGGGAGAGAGUGACAUCCGACGGGCUGGAAACACUGAUGAUGGGGGGAGUCCGGGCCAGCUAACAGAGUCUGUUGUUUAAUAAGGAACCGGAACAAGGCUUAAUCAAGCUGACUUCAUUGAGGACUUCUCGCCUACAGUCUUUUGAUUUUAUCUCUUUUUGAACUGAAAAAGUUAAGCUAACUAGUCAGCUAGCUUAGCAUAAUGCUAGUUAGCAUGCUAGUUAGCCACAAUGCUAGUUAGCCAUAAUGCUAGUUAGCUAACGUUAGCAGCGACUCUCUAGCAUGUUGAAUGAAUGAAUGCACAACUGCGUUUAACUAACUUGUUGUUAUUACAAUAACACGUCGAGUAUUACAUGAGACACCAGAGGGUUUCUCUCAGCAGGGUUGAGCCUGUGUGGCUAACUCUCUGACUGGUAUACACUACAUCAUAUAUACCCUCACAUGGACAGGAAUGCGUUGCCAGGGAGUUGUUGGUGGACAGCGUCGGUUUAGCACGCAGAGAUCAGUGUUGUGCUAAUACUGACAGAAAGGGUUUGCACUACUUUGACUUGGCUGCGAUAGUGUGAAGCUUUACGCCGGGGUUUAGGUUUAUAGCAUGGGUAACACGGUGUCAUGCUGCGGAUCUCCCGAGUCCAGCCCCAAACUACCAUCCAGACAGCCUGCAGAGCGGCUGGAGGAGCUGCAGACCAGCACCGAGGUGAGCGAUGACAACACGGUGCCCUACCUGCAGCACAUCAGCGACAGAGAGGUCCCAGAUGAGCUGGCCUCGGAGUCUAACCCGUCUGACCACGCCCGAGCGAGCACCAUCUUCCUUAGCAAGUCCCAGACAGACGUACGAGACAAGAGGAAAAGCAACCACAUAAAUCAUAUCAGUCAUGUAUCUCCUGGUCCACUGUCAAAGAAAUACAGCUCCUGUUCCACGAUCUUCAUAGACGACAACACCGUCAGCCAGCCAAACCUCAAAAGCACAAUCAAAUGUGUCACAUUAGCAAUAUACUACCACAUCAAAAACAGGGACUCAGGCAGGUCACUGGACAUCUUUGAUGAGAAGUUGCACCCCUUAUCAAGAGAGCCAGUGCCAGAUGACUACUCCCGUGCGGACCUAGAACACAAACUGAUCUACCGCUUCGUCAGAACGCUCUUCAGCUCUGCACAGCUCACUGCAGAAUGUGCCAUUGUCACUCUAGUGUACUUGGAGCGCCUGCUGACCUACGCUGAGCUGGAUAUCUGCCCCGCCAACUGGAAGCGCAUCGUCCUGGGAGCCAUCUUGUUGGCUUCCAAAGUGUGGGAUGACCAGGCUGUGUGGAACGUCGACUACUGCCAGAUCCUUAAAGACAUCACUGUGGAGGACAUGAAUGAGAUGGAGCGCCACUUCCUGGAACUUCUCCAGUUUAAUAUCAACGUGCCAGCCAGUGUCUAUGCCAAGUACUACUUUGAUCUGCGGCAGCUGGCUGAUGACAACAACCUCGGCUUCCCCCUAGAGCCUCUCAACAACCAACGCGCCCAGAAACUCGAGGCCAUUUCAAGACUAUGUGAAGACAGGUAUAAGGACCUUAGUCGACCAGCGAUGAGACGAUCCUUCAGCGCUGACAACCUGAUAGGUAUACGACGCUCCAACGCUGUGCUGUCAUAGGCCAGACUGCUGCCCUCUGAAAUCCCAAAGCCCAGCUAACCCACAGCCAGCCCCGGACAAAGGUGGCCACCUCACGGGUUCAACACAGCCACAUCAGGCAGGAUUCAGGCUUCAAAUGCUACUGUAUGCCCAAACAGUAAUUUGCAUUACGGCUGUAGAGCUGCGUGAUUGUCAAAGUACACUUGCAAUUGACGUGUUAACCUAAAAAGUCACCACACAACUAUUGUUUUUACAAAUCCCUUAUUUAUUUCGUACUUAUUUCCCGGCAAGUGUUAAGUAGGAAUUGCGCUACUGCAGUUAUCUUUGAGGGGUAGUCUUUGUAUUGUCAUGAAAAUGUAAUUUUUUUCCCCAAAAUAUUUGAAUUAUUCCAUGCAGCCUGGUGUUAUUCUAUACUUUAGUUGUUGUCUCCAAAAUCUAUGAGAAGACCAAAACAACAAUGCGUUUCUCUGUCAGUCUCUCUGCACUUUCUGACUUCCCUACCCCGUCUGCGUUCAGUAAUUUCCUAAAACAGCUGCCAUUGUAAUUUUCAUCAAAUGUUACUCAGAGGAGGAAAUAGUGCAUUUAUUGGACUAUUUUUAGCAGUGGAUUAAUACAUAUUUGGCGCUUCUAGUGCAGGGAUCUAGGGAUUCUAGUGUCAUGCUUCGUGAACGGCAUUGAGCAAAAACAUUCUACUCAACUGUCAGUGUCAGUCGUCAGUGGUUACGUGGUUGUUAACUCUAAUGUUGCUGCACCGUGGCUGACAGUAGCAGAUGCCAGGAAGUUUGUCUGUGAACACACCAGUGUCGAGAUCACCGGACACUUUACGACCACCAGCCUCCGCUUCAAAACAAUGCGAGCAUUAUGAUGAUAGAGACACAUGCCUGUUUGUCUGUAUCAGUCCUGCCACCACAUGCUCUCUGACUGUGUGUGUGAGCGCGCUCAGCUGAUGUCCCUGCAGAGUAGAAAGCGGAGCUACCUCAGAAAACACCGGUGGCAGCAACGUGACAUUUGCCGCAGUAAGCUUUAAAAAGUCCACUGAAUGGGCUGCAUUUUCCAUACACGGCAAACAGAUGUUUUUGGGCUGAAUUAAUUAAUUAUCUUUAUUUACAUUACACUUUUAGAAGUUGAGUUGAUUCCGUAGCUUCACAUGAUUUGAAUCAAGUCUUGUUAUUUUUGGCAUAGGUUUAUUUUAUAAAUAAUUUAAUUUAAAACCAAUAUAUAGGCUGGAUAAAACAUGUUCCCCCUUAAAGUAACCGUGUUUAGUUUAGUUGAAUAAGAGUGAAUUUAUGUUUCUAGUAAAACAAUAUAUUAACCAUCAUUGUGGCAUCCCUUGAUAAACCUUACAGUGAAGGUGUCAAGAAGUAAAUAAUAAAUAAGGUCUAAUGAUUCUUAGUUACAAACAUUCUGAUCAGUCAGGAAUAAAUUCAAUAUCGAUAGCUAUUUACACACUUUGUGGGCUAAAACGCACUAGAAGCCUAAUUCUUAAAAUAUACAAUAAUGUUUUGUUUUUUUUACUUCGGGUAGCUCCCUCUUUUUCAUCAUACCUGCGUUUGCAUCCCGGCUAUUGAGUAUUUACAGCAGCAGGGCGGUGUACAGUACACUACUA